AUGGCGACUCCUCGAGCCCUCGUUCGAAGCAUACAUAAGCUUCAAUUCUCCUCCUCCCAGUCCCUAUCGCAUCUUAGGCGGCCUGCUCUCUCUACAUAUAGCAGGAUAAGAUCCGAGGCGCCAUUAAUAUGCCAUACCCGAGCGAGCGCUUCCAUACUCCGACAUUUUAGCACAUCUCCUCUACGUCAGCAUGGACAUAUACAUCCGCCUAAGCCAGGCGAGGAACUCUACGUGACGUUUAUCGACAAGGAAGGAAACGAACAUAAGAUCGCAGUUUCUAAGGGGGAUAACCUGCUAGACAUUGCGCAAGCGCACGACUUAGAGAUGGAAGGGGCAUGCGGUGGUUCGUGUGCGUGUUCGACGUGCCACGUUAUCGUCCUAGACGACGAAUACUACGAGAAGAUGCCCGAACCCGAAGAUGACGAAAACGACAUGCUGGAUCUGGCGUUCGGGUUGACGGAAACAAGCCGAUUAGGCUGUCAGGUUGUUAUGACUAAGGAACUAGACGGGCUAAAGGUCAAGCUGCCUUCUAUGACGAGGAAUCUGCAAGCGAGCGAUUUCGGCUCGAAAUAA
Messenger RNA from Daldinia childiae, 573 nucleotides. RefSeq names its product Adrenodoxin like protein, mitochondrial. The coding region runs from base 1 to 573 and encodes 190 amino acids. Gene Ontology annotation, molecular function: 2 iron, 2 sulfur cluster binding. Gene Ontology annotation, cellular component: mitochondrion. Lineage: Eukaryota; Fungi; Ascomycota; Sordariomycetes; Xylariales; Hypoxylaceae. Gene Ontology annotation, biological process: P450-containing electron transport chain; positive regulation of oxidoreductase activity. The record is from RefSeq and is a predicted model, not a curated record. The transcript has 2 exons.